Molecule: messenger RNA, 1701 nt
Organism: Eremothecium gossypii ATCC 10895
Lineage: Eukaryota; Fungi; Ascomycota; Saccharomycetes; Saccharomycetales; Saccharomycetaceae
Gene: MDM31
Product: Mdm31p
Exons: 1
Coding region: 1-1701 (566 amino acids)
Biological process (GO): mitochondrion inheritance
Cellular component (GO): mitochondrial inner membrane
Source: RefSeq, marked provisional
AUGGGGCUUCCGCUAAUAAUACGCACAUCAGCAGCACGACAUUGCAGAUAUGUCGGGAUCGCGCGACUGGGCCUGCCUCGGUGGACACCGUUUAAAGCUGUCUUCCCUGCCCUUGGAUGCCAGCCCGUUCGACGGACGUUGGCGGGGCCAGCUCGCGGGCCGGAGGAACACGAACAGACGCUACGGGCAGCCCGGGCUGCUAAACGGGAUCAGCUGCUUGCACAGACACCCAGCAGCUGGGAACGGCUGCGUAUCCGCAUAAAGUGGGCAUUGGCGCGCUCCACCAAGCCGUUCAACAGCGACGACAUCAGUGCGUUUGUCUCAUGGAUCCUAGUGAGCCAUGCGCUGCUCAUCAUCCUUGGAACUACGACAUUUGCGUCACUGGUGAUAUAUCUGAUGAAUACGGUGCUCGCGCAGGAGUACGUUGCGACCCAAGUCGGCAAUUUUCUGACCAAGAACACUGCACUGACGGUUGUCUUCGAGAAUGCGAUCGUGCCGGAUUGGUCUUCGGGCAAGAUCACCUUCAACAAGGUUUUUGUGUCGCGGCGGCCAAAGCAACUGCAGGGGUUUAGCAAGGGUUCGCAGCACGAGGCAGUGGAACGUGCGAAGCUCGCGCUCAGCGAGCGACUUCUUGUUAGUGGCGAAGAGUUUGACGAUGGAAACUAUACACAAUUCGACCUCACAAUUGACCAGGUGGAGAUAUCUCUGAACUUUGGCAAAUGGAUUAAUGGCAAGGGCAUACUGGAUGAGGUGACCAUCAAUGGGCUACGAGGAGUCGUCGACCGCACGCAUGUCAUGUGGAAGGAUGGUGAUGACCCACGCAAAUACCUCAAUGUGCACCAGCCGGGCGACUUUGAAAUAUCCACGUUCAGGAUGAACGACGUGCUUUUCACUCUGUACCAGCCAGGCCGUUUCCGACCCUUCCAGGUCAGUGUGUUUAACUGCGAACUGCCGCAGCUGCGCAAACACUGGCUGUUCUUUGACAUACUGAAUGCUCACAGCAUGAGCGGCACCUAUGACAACGCCAUGUUCAUGAUACAUAGGCGCUAUAAGGAGGAUCAGAGCAGCGAAUCGCCUCUGUGGCGCAAAUUUACACGCAUGCGUGUGGACAAUCUUAAUGUCGACCACCUGAAUGCAGGAAUGAAGGGACCGUUCGGCUGGAUAACCAGCGGGAAGGUGGAUAUGAUCGGAGAUAUCCUCCUUCCAGAAGAGGGACUCGACGGCUCGGAUCUCUCAGACAUGUUAGCAAUCAUCGGCGACCGCCUCCUGAAAGAGGCGCGUCGCCACUCGGACAUCCUCCCAUUUCAGAUGCCGGACCCCGGUGACAUCGAUCCUCACAACUACUUUGUAAUGGACUUUUUCCUUCGGCUACACAACGUCCGCGCUGAGGUGCCACUGUUCACUCCGGAGCUCAGCUACAUCAACAACGCGCUCAUCCGGCCGAUUGUUGGCUAUAUCAACUCGAAGCGAAGCUACAUUCCCAUCCAGUGCCGCGUAGUGAAGAAUCUCGCGGAUUUCGAAGGCUCUUGGACCAUAUAUGACUCCAAGCUUAUGGAUGAUCUGAGUGCAGAAGUUUACGAUGCGUUUGCGGACUACGUCGCUGACCAGGAACGCAAGAAUUUGCGAAUGAAGCGCGUCGGGUUCUGGUCGCUGCAUAUCAUCAUCCAGCUGAUUUUGAUGAGUCUCGGCGCAAUCGCAUAA